AUGGUGGUUGAUUCCACCUGUGAUUCGGAGUAUAUUGUAGUGAGUGAAGCAUCAAAGGAGGCGGAUUGGCUGAAGAACUUUAUUGGAGAUAUUGGAGUCAUUCCAAAUAUCAAAGAACCAAUGAAAUUCUUAUUUGAUAAUAAAGGCGCAAUUGCUUUGAUAAAAGAACCAAAUUAUCAUGUUAUGGAUGAUUUGGAUAUGCAUGACAUCGAAAACAAUCAUCUCGAUGAAGAAAAUCAUCAGUUCGGUUCUACUGAUUCAGAGAUUCUUCAUAACGAGGAAAAUCAGUCGGAAACCCAAGAUAUGAAUGACAUCGGAAAUGAUCAUUACGAUGAAGAAAAUCAUCAAUUCAGCUCUGGUGAUUCAGAGAUUCUGCAUAAUGAUGGAAAUCAAUCGGAAAUCCAAGUUCAAAGUGACAAUGUUGCAGCACAAUAUGGCUCUUGCAAACAAUUCAUUGGAGCUGAUGGUUCUUUAUUUUGGAUUCCAGAGGUUAAAGCUAGUUGGAUACCUACUUUGGGUUCAAUUUUUAAAGAUAUCAAAGAUGCUAUUAAGUGGUAUAAAGGAUAUGCAUUAAGAUAUGGUUUUGAUAUUAGAAAAUCAACAGAGAGGAAAAAGAGCGGAAUCACAACUUCGAAAUAUUUUAUAUGCAAUAGAGGGGGAUUGCCAAACACUUCUACCUUAGACACAAUUAGUGAUGAUCAUAACAAGCAAUUGAGAAAUAGUAAUUGUAAACGCACAAAUUGCAAAGCUUUUGUUGCAUUCAAAGUUAUACCACAUUCUUCAGAAGUUUACCUGUGGCGCUUUGAACAACAACACAACCACAAAUUGAUCAAUCAAGAUUGUAUGCAUCUUUCAAGAGCUAAAUGUCAGUUGAAUGUUGUUGAUCAAGCUUUUAUACAUAAGCUUUCGAGUGCAAAGGUGGGGGCAACUACAGCAUAUAGACUAAUGUGCGUUAUAAAAGGAGGAUGUGAAUUUGUUGAUGGACUAGAGAUAGACUGGAAAAAUUUUACAAGGGAUAUAAAUUGUCACAUCGGGGGCACUGAUGCAAAUUUGUUGAUUACAAAGCUUCAGAAUCGUAAAGAGAAUGUUACAAAUUUUACAUACGAAUACAGAUGUGACAAGAAGUAUUGUAUGGUAUUUGUACCUUUUACUGGCAUUGAUAAUCACAAAAGGUGUGUCACUUUUGGAGCUGGUUUGUUGUGUAGAGAAGAUACAAAUUCCUAUAUUUGGUUACUUCAGUCAUUCUUGAAGUGUUUUGGAAAAGCACCAAUCAUGGUCGUGACCGAUCAAGAUCCAGCAAUGAAAAAAGCUAUUGAGAUAGUAAGCUGGGAAACAAUGAAUGAAUCGGAUUUUAAGGCGGACUUCAAUAAUAUAGUAUGGGACUCCAAAAUUGUUGUCAAUGAUUUUGAAAUGAGAUGGGAUGCAUUAAUGGUAAAAUAUAAGUUGCAAGACAAUAAAUGGAUGAAAGAUAUGUUUGAUUUGAGAAGCAGUUGGAUUCCAGCCUAUUUUAAAGAUGUACCGAUGUCAGGUCUAAUGAGAACAACUUCUCGGUCAGAAAGUGAGAAUUCAGCAUUCAAUAGGGUAUCGCAUCAUGGUUAUACGUUAAACAAUUUCAUGAAUGCUUUUGAGUCUGUUAUGGAAAGGCAAAGGAAUAAUCAGAUCAAAUUUGAUUUUGAUACAUCUACUAUAAUUCCAAUCAUCAAAACACCUCUUGAAGAUAUGGAGAAACAUGCAUCUAUGAAGAGUGUUACAUCAGGCGUUGUUUCUGACAUAUGCAUUGUCAAACAUAAAAGGAUAAAUAUAUCAAAGAAGAAGGUAGUAGUUGAGAAAAAAGAAAAAGUUGACAUCGAUUCUGAAUGGAAUUUUAACACAACUGAAGGUGAUUUUGAGGUUGAAUUCAACAGAGAAGAUCUAACGGUGAAAUGUUCAUGCAUGCUUUUUGAGCGGUUUGGAAUUUUUUGUAGACACAUCUUCUGUAUUCUAAAGAUUUAUGACAUACAAGAGAUUCCGUCAAGAUACAUUCUUAAGAGAUGGAAAAGAGAUAUUAUCCCCACCACAGUUUUGAAAAGGACGUUUAGAUAUGGUGAUUCGUCUGGAAAUGUUGAGAAGGUUGAAUACAAAGCCUUUUCCAUGCUUGAUCAAUGCUUGUCUUCAUUAAGUAAUGAUGACAAGAAGUUAGAAGAGUUCAUGCAGAAGCUUGAAGUUUUUAUGACUGAUAUUGGUGAACAAGGUUCAGACAAAUUACCGGUUACAAAAGAAGCUCAUAUUGAUAAACUUUACGGAGCUACUAUGAAUCCUGAAGUUGUAGAUGUUGAAAAUCCACCUAUGGUGAAGAAUAAAGGUUCUGGUACAGAAAAACAUUUAGAAAGUGCUUUGGAGAAGGCUACUAUUCAAGGUAACAAGCAAUCAAGAUCAUGCAAAACAUGUGGGGUUAAAGGGCAUAAUUCAAGGAAAUGUUUGACAUUCUUGAAUAACUCCAAGGUACAAAGUGCAUAG
Messenger RNA from Lactuca sativa (garden lettuce), 2496 nucleotides. RefSeq names its product protein FAR1-RELATED SEQUENCE 5. The record is from RefSeq and is a predicted model, not a curated record. Lineage: Eukaryota; Viridiplantae; Streptophyta; Magnoliopsida; Asterales; Asteraceae. Gene Ontology annotation, molecular function: zinc ion binding.